Messenger RNA from Meloidogyne enterolobii, 249 nucleotides. The record is from the annotation of a GenBank genome assembly. Lineage: Eukaryota; Metazoa; Nematoda; Chromadorea; Rhabditida; Meloidogynidae.
UUUUUCAUAAUGAAGUGCUCUAAAAUACUUUUUGACCUUGUAUCCGCUGUUUAAUGCUUCUGCGAGCUCUAUUGACGUGCAUGUUGACACCCAGCCUCUUUCUUGUUCUUCAUGCUUGCAUUUGUAUUCUUUUAAUGUUGCGCCGCGGGGAUAAUCCAUUGAGCAUUUUCGGCAAAGGGGAAAUAGCAACCUCUCAUCAAAUUUUACGGGCAUAACUGGAACAUCUACUUGAUCAGGUGGAAUUAGAAA